This is a messenger RNA of Cryptomeria japonica (Japanese cedar), 3305 nucleotides long. RefSeq names its product transcriptional corepressor LEUNIG. The record is from RefSeq and is a predicted model, not a curated record. Gene Ontology annotation, molecular function: transcription corepressor activity; protein binding. The transcript is spliced from 20 exons. The coding region runs from base 285 to 2732 and encodes 815 amino acids. NCBI's taxonomy places the organism in Eukaryota, Viridiplantae, Streptophyta, Pinopsida, Cupressales, Cupressaceae.
GUAUCUAUUUAAAGGGAUUUGUCUGCGGCAGCGGUAGCGGCGGUGUUUUUUAAACCUGUUUGCCGACGUUUAAAGGGAGGUUGCGGUAAAAUUAGGAGGUAAAAAAAAGAUUUAUUCCAGUUCGGAUCGUUACGCUUCUCAGAUGUUUUAUGUUUGAGGUGUAUUGACAAUUGGCGGCUGUGUUAUGUAAUUGCAAUUACUGGAAGGGUUUUAAGCACUGUUUGGACAAAUUUGGAGGCUUUUCAGUUUUCUUUUGAUGAUUUUGGAGUUUUCACUGAAGAAGAAUGGGGCAAGCUAAGUGGGAAGCUGACAAAAUGCUGGAUGUGUACAUUCAUGACUAUCUUGUCAAAAGAGGCCUCAGCAUGUCGGCCAAAACUUUCAUGUCAGAGGGGAAAGUUUGUACAGAGCCAGUUGCAAUUGAUGCGCCUGGAGGCUUUUUGUUUGAGUGGUGGUCCGUGUUUUGGGAUAUUUUUAUCUCACGAACAAAUGAGAAACAUUCUGAGAAGGCAGCUUCAUAUAUAGAGAUACAACAAGCAAAAGCUAGGGAGCUUCAGAUACAGCAUGAGAAACAGGAAAGGCAAUGGCAACAGCAACAACAACAAAACCCACAGCAAGAGCAGCAAAUUUUUGCUCAGCUAAGGAGGAACAUGACCCAUCCUUCUAUUAAUGGUGCUGCUAACUCGAUCAAUCCUGAAAACCGGAUGGGACAAUCGACAGUUAAUGCUAUGACAACCAAAAUUUAUGAACAGUGCUUGAAACAGUCACACCAAAGGGACGGGUUUGAGGAGUCUGCUUUGAAGAGAGUUGGAGAAUCUCCAGCACACUUCCUGGAUUGCGGCAAUGCUGUUCUCAAUAAAGCUGCUUCCAUUGCAGGGCAACCUUCUGGGUCAUUGUUUCAGAAUACUGCUGCAAAUGUUAGUGGACCUGCCCAACAAGGUCAAGUUUGGCGUCAACCAAUUCCUGGGAAUUCACAGGGAUCACUUGUUAUAGAUCCAUCCAUGUUGGGAGUAUCUGGUCCAGUGUUAAAAUGCGAUCUUCCAAAUCAUGGUGCUAAUAAUGGUAUACCAUUAAAAGGGUGGCCGUUGAAUAGCAUGGAACAGCUUUCUUCAAGCUUGCAACAACAAAGACAAAAUCAGUUCUACCAACAAUUUAAGCUCAUGUCUCCGCAGCAGCAGCAGGAGUUCUUGCUUCAGGCAAAAGCUCAUAAUCUUGGGGAUGCAGAUUUACUAAGGCUUAAGCUUUCAAGGUCACAUGGAUUGACAGGCAUGGAUAGUCUACCAAUUGAGAAUGAUGGAUCUCAUGGUAUGGGACGUCAAAUGCAGAUGUCUUCUAUGGCAAGAGCGGCUUCACAAGAUCAAGCUGACCUUGUUUCAAAGAUUAAGAUGGUCCAUAUGAUGCAGCAACAGCAGCCGUUGUUGUUAUCUCAGCGUAAUCUACAGCAGCAGCAGCAGCAACAACUACAGCAACAGCAACAACAUCAAGAAUCACAUCAACAGUUUGGAAAAAAACGGAAGCACGCAUCUUCUUCAGGAGCAGCAAAUAGCACUGGAACUGGUAAUACUCCUGGUCCUUCAGCGAAUUCAGUGCCUUCAACACCAUCAGCCCACACACCUGGAGAUAUGAUGUCCAUGGCUAGCACCUUACAGCAGAGCAACAGUGCAUCCAAGAAUUUAAUGAUGCAUGGAUCUGAUGGGACAGGUGGACUUGCUUCGCCAUCAAAUCAGAUGGUGGAUAUGCAUUUUGAGGACUGUGCCCUUGAUGAAAACAUAGAAUCAUAUUUUUUACCUGAUGAAGGAGAAAAAAGAGAAGGAGUCUCAGAUACAAUGAAGAAUCAAAUGACUAGUUCAAAGGGGUUUUCUUUCAAGGAAGUAGGUAACUUACUUCCAAGCACAAAUAAAGUCGUUUGCUGUCAUUUCUCACCAGAUGGCAAGUGGCUGGCAAGUGCUGGGCAUGAUAAGAAGGCUGUUUUAUGGAAUGUGGAGACCAUGAAGCUUAAAAGCACAUUUACAGAACACACUCAUUUUAUUACUGAUGUUAGGUUCAGCCCGAAUCCAAAUUGUCUGGCUUCAGCAUCCUUUGAUAAGACUGUCAAAGUAUGGGAAGCUGACAAGACUACUUACUCCCUAAGGUCUUUCACCGGGCAUUCAGCCUCUGUCAACUCAGUAGAUUUUCAUCCGAGUAAUGGGGAUCUUCUCUGCUCUUGUGAUGAAGACUCUGAAAUCCGCUACUGGAGUAUAAGCCAAGGUGCUUGCACAAAAGUUUCCAAGGGUGGCUCAACACAGCUGAGAUUUCAACCUCAAGUUGGGCAGUACCUUGCUGCUGCCACAGAGAAUGCAGUUACUGUCUUUGACGUUGAGACUGAUACUCGCUUGUAUUCCUUACAGAAACACAAUAGGCCAGUACGUUCUUUAUGCUGGAAUGCAACUGGUCAAUAUGUUGCAUCUGUAAGUGAGGAUUGUGUGAAAAUUUCAUCAGUAGCAGAUGGUGGGAGAUGCAUUCAACAGAUCCCGUGCACUGGUAACCCGUUCCAGACUUGCAUUUUCCAUCCAACUUAUCCUGGACUUGUAGUUAUUGGUUGCUAUCAGACUAUUGAGUUGUGGAAUACGGAAUUGGAAAGGAGGAUGACAGUUAAAGAUGCACACGAAGGUCUCAUUGCUGCAUUGUCCUCAUCAGCUACAACUGGGAUGAUUGCUUCUGCAAGUCAUGACAAGUAUGUUAAACUUUGGAAAUAACUACUUUGUGCUCUUACAAUUCCGGGAUUAAAUUUUGUGUAUAGUUCAGUACCCUGAUAAUUUUGCUUAACCUGAGGAUCCCUGAUUCAAACUGUUGUACCCAAUAUACCUGAGGAUCCCAGAUACAAACUGUUGAACCCAAUAUGUGGGUUACUGUUUUUGUAAUCGAAAUCAGAGGCCAAUGGCAGAAGAGCAUUUAUUACUCAAUGCUCUAUUGAGAUCAUUUUUAAUGUUAUAUUUGUGGACGUUUAUAUAUAAUACCAGUUUUGAUCCAUAGAACGAAUUUCAGAUAUUCAGGCAAGACCAUUUCAAAAUACUGGUCUAGAAACAUUUGUUAAUAUUACAUAGUGAUGUGAAAGUUGAGGUGAAGUUGAUCCUCACUUGGAAGAGAGAUUAUAUGCUUGCCUUUCUGUUUAUAGAAAUUUCUCUCAUGCAAGGUGCUAGAAAGGAAUAGUUCACCGAGUGGGAAGAAUUUUGAGGGCUGGAAAAUAUUGUAUAAAUAUUGAUUAGUGAUUAUAUUUCCAGUCUGGAAAAAUAAGAAAUAUAAGCGUUGUUGGUUAAUAUUUUAAGAAA